UUUAGAAUCGAUGGUGAAUUCAAUAGACAUGUCCGUCAAUUACUUUAUACUUGCCUGUCUCUUGACGGUCGCAACCGCCGGUGAGUUUUAUAGACAGGAUACCCGAAUUUACGAUAAUGCAGGAAGGAUUCCGAGUGGAAGGAUCGUCGGCGGUGAGCAGACCACCAUCCAGGAAUUCCCUUAUCAAGUUUCAGUAGAGUACUUCCAUUCGCAUAUGUGCGGAGGUGCAAUCCUCGAUGAGAACACUGUGAUCACCGCUGCCCAUUGCACUGAUGGGUAUGGUUCAUUAACUGUGAGAGCCGGAACCACGACCAGCAACGUCGGUGGUGUAAAGAUCGAUGUCGCCGAAGUUAGACAGCAUGAAGAGUACAAUCCCAUGUCUGUUAAUAAUGACGUUUCCAUUCUGAAAUUGGCAAAGCCUUUACAGUUUAAAGAGAGCAUCUCGCCGAUUAAUCUACCGAAAUCCACUGAAGACCUUCCUUCGGGCACUAAAGUCGUCGUCACUGGGUGGGGAGUUACUUUCGAAGGAGGAUCCGUAGCUGAAAAAUUCUUGAGGAAAGUGGAAUUGUACUCUCUCAGCAAUGAUGAAUGUAGGGCUAUAAACGGUGGGAUGAUCACACCUGAGAUGAUUUGCGCUGGAAUCGAAGAAGGAGGCAAAGAUGCUUGCCAGGGUGAUUCUGGCGGACCAAUGGCCGCUGAUGGUACCUUAUAUGGUAUUGUUUCUUGGGGCCUUGGAUGUGCAAGACCUCGUUAUCCAGGAGUUUAUGCUAAUGUUGCAAAGUUGCUUCCUUGGAUUGAGGCCAACAGACAUAAUGAAAUGAACCGCGUUUCACUCCGCUCCGCUGCGCAACAAAUGGCCGUAAUACAAUUGUCGAUUCUAAUGAUUUUUGCGCCUCUCACAGAGACAGUGAUCAAGGGAAAAGUCGCAGUGAUUGACGAAAAUCCUUACCAGGUUUCAGUGUUUUGGCAUUCGAAGAUCAUCGGCUCAGGGAUCAUAGUGGGUAACAUCUCAAUCAUCAGUGUAUCAAGUUUAUUCGUGGAACGUAAGAAUGAUCUUCGCAUCAGAGCCGGAUCCUCCAUUUACUCGGAGGGAGGUCAAUUGGUUGAAGUGGAAACUGUCAUCCCUCACGAACGGUACAACGCUUUUACGCAAGAUUACGACAUAGCCAUUCUGAAGCUGAAAUAUCCGUUGAAGUACAAUGAAAGGAUAAACCCGGUAAAACUACCAGAAGAUGACUUCUAUCCAGCUCCAGGUACAAACGUGUUCGUUUCUGGUUGGGGAGUCACCGAUGAAAAUUCUGAAACUCCGGAAAAAGUCUUGAGAGGUGCAGAAGUGAUGAUCAUUAACCAUGAUAUUUGUAAGAAUAAGUAUAAACAUAGGAAUGAGAUUACGGACAGGAUGAUCUGUGCCUCAUCACCGGCUAGAGCGGACGCCUGUCAGGGUGACUCCGGUGGACCCUUGGUGUACGGUAAAACGUUGGUCGGAGUAGUCUCGUUUGGUAUUGGAUGCGCCGAUCCUAAUUUCCCUGGAAUUUACGCAAAUGUCAAGGAACUGUUGCCUUGGAUUAAACAACAUAUGCACGGAAGUCUGAAAGUCCUGGAUCCUGUUAGAAACAACGAGAGACAUAUAAUGUUGAAUCCUUGGGUUUACAUUCCAGUGGCUUCAACUUGCUUAUUGUUAAUUAUCAUUAUUAUCAUAAUAGUAUGUUACUGUAAGAGAAGUAGGAAAGAAACUAUAGCAAUUUCGAAGGAAGAAUAUCCGCUUAAUGAUCUACCAGCCAAAUACAAAUCUUCAUUAUAAUAAAUUUAUUUAUUCAUAACAAAUCAUUAUUAUUUUUAUUAUUUAUUCAACAUUUCAAUCUCAGAUUUA
This is a messenger RNA of Nicrophorus vespilloides, 1870 nucleotides long. RefSeq names its product transmembrane protease serine 9-like. Lineage: Eukaryota; Metazoa; Arthropoda; Insecta; Coleoptera; Silphidae. Gene Ontology annotation, molecular function: serine-type endopeptidase activity. The coding region runs from base 11 to 1801 and encodes 596 amino acids. Gene Ontology annotation, biological process: proteolysis. The record is from RefSeq and is a predicted model, not a curated record. The transcript is spliced from 12 exons.